Molecule: messenger RNA, 1611 nt
Organism: Cucurbita maxima (winter squash)
Lineage: Eukaryota; Viridiplantae; Streptophyta; Magnoliopsida; Cucurbitales; Cucurbitaceae
Product: ATPase GET3-like
Exons: 7
Coding region: 245-1312 (355 amino acids)
Biological process (GO): post-translational protein targeting to endoplasmic reticulum membrane
Cellular component (GO): GET complex
Molecular function (GO): ATP hydrolysis activity; ATP binding
Source: RefSeq, a predicted model, not a curated record
AGGGAGAAGUUAAAAUGGGAAACUGGAAAUAAUCGGUGAUCGCUUUCGUUCUUCUUCUCGAAUCCGACUCCAAACUUCUCUUCGUGUGAGUUAAUUUUUCUGAUGAGGAAUCAAUCUUGAAACUGGAAGAUCACCCAGUGGAUUUCUUCAUUUCCAUUUCCCAAAUCCGUGAUCACAUUCAAAGCCCACUCCAAUCUCUCUUCUAGAGAGAGAGAGAAGAGAGAAACUCUUGGGAGCAAUAAAAAUGGCGGAAGAAUUACCUGAAGGCACAGUUCAGAAUCUACUGGAUCAAGAGACUCUUAAAUGGGUUUUUGUUGGUGGCAAAGGCGGUGUGGGAAAAACCACCUGCAGCUCCAUCCUCUCGAUUCUUCUCUCCCGUGUCAGAUCCUCUGUUUUGAUUAUCUCCACCGACCCGGCUCACAAUCUCAGCGAUGCCUUUCAGCAGCGAUUCACCAAGGCACCCACCUUGGUUAAUGGCUUCUCCAAUCUCUAUGCCAUGGAGGUGAAUCCUACUGUGGAAAAUGAAGAACUCGAGGAGGGGAUAGAUGGUUUAUUUUCUGAGCUGGCUAAUGCUAUUCCUGGAAUUGAUGAGGCAAUGAGCUUUUCGGAGAUGCUGAAAUUAGUACAAACAAUGGAUUAUUCUGUAAUAGUAUUUGACACUGCUCCUACUGGCCACACGCUUCGGCUGUUGCAAUUUCCAUCAACCUUAGAGAAGGGGCUUUCAAAGCUAAUGUCUUUGAAAAGUAGAUUUGGAGGCAUAAUGGGUCAGAUGACCCGGAUGUUCGGUGUUGAUGAUGAGUUUGGUGAGGAUGCAAUUCUGGGAAGACUAGAAGGCAUGAGAGAUGUGAUCGAACAAGUUAAUAGGCAAUUCAAAGAUCCUGAUUUGACUACAUUUGUCUGUGUCUGCAUUCCUGAGUUUCUCUCGCUUUACGAAACAGAGAGACUAGUCCAAGAGCUCACCAAGUUUGAGAUCGAUACACAUAAUAUCAUCAUUAACCAAGUACUUUACGACGAAGAAGAUGUCGAAUCCAAGUUACUAAAAGCGAGAAUGCGGAUGCAACAGAAGUACCUCGACCAAUUUUACAUGUUGUAUGAUGACUUCCACAUCACCAAGUUGCCAUUGCUGCCUCAAGAGGUGACUGGAGUUGAAGCUCUGGCUGGGUUUUCAGGUAAAUUUUUGACCCCACAUGAUCCAUCAAGCAGCCGAGACACAGUGGAAGAUUUGGAGAUGAAAAUAACAACAUUGAAGCAGCAGCUGGAAUAUGCUGAAACUGAUCUUGACAGACUUAGAAAGGGGAAGCAAAAGGCCUAAGCCACAGCCCUUCUUUUUGCCAAGUCUCUAUUUUCUUUGUUAUUGUUUUUCUUUUAUCAUGUUCUCGAUGUCUUUCUUCGAGAACUAUAAUGCUAAAGCAGCAUCCCUUGUUGGUUUAUAAGGACCAAUGCUGCUGCUGCUUAAGGCUUUUAAUUAGCUUUAAUUUAUUUUUUUGGAGUGUUCUUUGCUGUAUUGAUUUUCUGGUCAUUAUAAUUAUAGUUCAUUCUUUUUUAGACCUUGUAUUGAUCUACAAACAACAAUAAAGGAGCCUCUGGUACACGAUUAACCAAUAAAAAUUA